AUGGCAGAAUCAAAGAAGGCCACAUCUUCUUCUGUUAAUCCAAAAGAAAAAAGUUCACUUCUAGAUGAGGAAAUUGGUAAUGAAUUUCUCAGCUCCUGGAAAUCAAUGUCAGUAAUGGAAGACGAUGGAAUGGAUUUUAGCUUUGAUACGGUUUCCAAAGGCAAGAAGAAAGUGUUUGAUUUUGAGAAGCUGGAUAUGGAUUUCAAUCUAGAUGGUGACUUUAACAAGUUAUCAUCUUUCAAAAUGGACAUGCCAGACCUUGAUUUCUCAAGCCCGCCCAAGAAAGCUGCAAAAACCAAGGAGAGAUCUGAAGAAGAACCUUCCAGAGGAAAUCGUCAAGGGAAACAAGACCGUUUCAAAUUCUCUUUUGAUUUCAAUGAGUUGGAUAAUUUCGAUUUUGAUUCAAGCUUAAAGAAAAGUGAAAAUAGUUCUAAUAAGAAUCGAGAUAGCAGCAAAGAGGUUGUUUCUGAUAGAAGUGGGUCUCAAAACUCUAAAAUUGACCUGGCUGAAGAGAUUAGCACACUUGAUGGUGAUUCUGAGAGAGUGGCCACUUCAAAGGUUGAUACUACAUUACUUGUUUCAGGCAACGGUAAUUCUAUGAAUGAUGAUUGUGCAUCAAAAUCUGAGACCUCAGAAAAUCUGGAACUGCCAUAUAGUCCAACGUCUCCUGAAAAAGUAAUGACUAAGAGGGUAGAAGAAUCAGAUCAAGAAAUUCAUUUAUCUGAGAAGGCAAUGCCAACUGAACCAUGUGCUAAUCAGGCAACACAUGAGUUGCCUCAUCAACUUGUAGGAGGAGUUGAUUCAAAUGGAGAUACUGUUUUUGAAGGAAAAAAUGAUGACUAUUCUCAUAUCACAAACGUAAAUACCUUUUCAAGUGGAAAAGAGGAUGUUAAUGAGAAAAUGCCAACAAGAGACGGUCCUGAUCAUGAAGACUCGCCUUUGAAGGAUUCAUCUCCAAUGAAUAUCACUGGUUCGUGGAGUAAUAACGGUGGUAGGAGCAAGUCAGGCAGUGAUGUCUUGACAGAAAACUUUGAACCAGCUAUAGAUGAUUCAGAUCUUGAAGACAAUUCCAAUACAUUGGUCUCAAAGGAGACACCACAUAACAUCAAAAGUAUGAAGGAAGACCAAAAUUCAACUGGAAAGCUUCCCUUAUCCAUGCAGGGCAGUGAAUCUGCAGUUGAUGAAGUUACACUGACAAAUGAAAUAAAAACCGGACACUUCCACUCAAAUGUUUCUAAGAGAUUGGAGGAAGCUGGAUCUCAAUUGUGUCAGCCAUCAUUAAAAGGAGCAAAAUCUCUCUCGUCUGGAAUCAAAAGAAUUGGUAGCAUGCAUCUACAUCCUGCAAUUGAGCAAGGGGUGGGUGGUAUUGCUAAUGAUGCACAAAUUGGAAGCAAAUUGCUCGCUGCUCCUAUAUUAGUUGAUAGAGAAACCAAAGUCAAACAAGUAAUACCUGGAAGGGAGGACUUCAAUUCUGCUGGUGUACCAAAUAAGGCCAAACUGGUUGGGAAUUCACUCUUGUGUAAUAAAGAAGUAACAGAAAGGGAGCCUGUCCUAGGAAGUGGACAGAGAAAAAAUCUUAAUGAUCUCAGGCAUGUGGAAAUUUCUUCCAGUCAGGCUAGUCCUUCCAGCUCAAGUGAGAAGACAAGUAAACCUAGUACCCAGACAUGUGUCAAUUCAAAAUUCAUGCUGUCGAGCCUGGAGUCUAUGAGGAACACUAAGAUCAUUACAGCUGAAGGGAAUAAAGUUUUUACUGAUAAACCUGCCAAGAAGAAAACUGAACUUUCUACCUUGAACAUUUCAAAGAAUAUUGGUGGCAAUAAAGUUUCAUUUAAUGCUGCAUCUCGAAAAGAAGUAAAAUCCCUGAGUUCAGAGAAACACAUGGAAGUACAAGGCAAUGUGGAAUUGAAGACUGCCCAGAUUGUUGAUCGCAGUGAGAAACAAAUGCCACCAAACCUUUCCUUGAAGCGAAAAAAAUUUGAGGGAUCAGACUCAGGUUUAGCAUCUUUAAAGCCUAUAAAACGCUUCUCUCAGUCACCAAGUGAAAUCAGAAAUGUCACAGAACCUUCAAAAAGAGUUGUUGAAGAACAGGUUUACAUUCAUGAGAGUCAUUUGGAGACAAAGACUAAGACCACUUUAGAUGACCAUCCAACCUCUGGGCUUGGUAGUCCUUGCUCGAAUGCAAUGGAGCUUGAAAUUCAUUCAAUAAUGGAAAAUGAUGGAAAUGUUGAAAAGGCUGAAGCAUACACUAAGGAGCUUGAAGAUAUAUGUAACAUGAUGAAAAAGAAACACGAGCAAGCUAAAGAACUGCUCGUCAGAGCUGUUGUGAACAACAAUAAUCUGCUGAUGCUUAACCAUCCCAUCUACGAAGUGAAGAUAUCCUUCAGACUUUCAGAAAUUCGCCGCACAACUGGUGUCCAAGGAGCUUCAGACAUGUUCAAGAGCACCGACAGUUGUUAUAUAGGAUCAUGUUGCACUUUCUCUUCCGUGCUUUUGUUCGGACUUCAAGGGCCUGAUACUCCAAGCAAUCUAGCAAUGCCAACAUUGUUGAAAACUAAAUGUCAUGCUUCAUAG
Prunus armeniaca (apricot) is the source of this 2571-nucleotide messenger RNA. The record is from the annotation of a GenBank genome assembly. Lineage: Eukaryota; Viridiplantae; Streptophyta; Magnoliopsida; Rosales; Rosaceae.